Molecule: messenger RNA, 821 nt
Organism: Galeopterus variegatus (Sunda flying lemur)
Lineage: Eukaryota; Metazoa; Chordata; Mammalia; Dermoptera; Cynocephalidae
Product: carboxypeptidase A6
Exons: 3
Biological process (GO): proteolysis
Molecular function (GO): metallocarboxypeptidase activity; zinc ion binding
Source: RefSeq, a predicted model, not a curated record
AUGAAGGAGCUUCUAUGCACCCUUGUGAUGAUACAUACUGUGGCCCUUUCCCAGAAUCUGAGCCAGAAGUGAAGGCUGUAGCUAACUUCCUCCGAAAACACAGAAAGCACAUUAGGGCUUACCUCUCCUUUCAUGCAUAUGCUCAAAUGUUGCUGUAUCCCUAUUCUUACAAAUAUGCAACAAUCCCCAAUUUUAACUGUGUGGAAUCCGCAGCUUACAAAGCUGUGAAUGCACUUCAGUCGGUGUACGGGAUACGGUAUAGAUAUGGACCUGCCUCCAGAACGUUGUAUGUGAGCUCUGGCAGCUCAAUGGAUUGGGCCUACAAAAAUGGAAUACCCUAUGCCUUUGCUUUUGAACUACGUGACACUGGACACUUUGGAUUUUUACUCCCUGAGAUGCUCAUCAAACCCACCUGUACAGAGACCAUGUUGGCUGUGAAGAAUAUCACAAUGCACCUGCUAAAGAAGUGUCCCUGAGAGGGCCCAAGGGCCAAGUCAGCCACCAGAAAGAGAGAGCUGAUUCUGAGCAAGGGCUAGUUGGCACUGGGUAGAAAUUGUUUUUAAAGUGAAGGGCAACUGCUUAGAAUGAACAUAUCAAUGACUUUAAAAGGACCUUCUCAUGCAAUUCAACUCUUUAUGACAAUGGAAGACAGUAAAAAUAAGGGCAUAGCCUAGUUUGUUAUAAAAGGAUGCAUCCAUUUUAUAUCCCUUUAGAGUCUUGUUUGAUUUCUAGGGAGAAGAGAUGUUUACAAAUUCCUUUGUCUCAAGACAUGUGCAAAUUAAUUAAGGAUUUCUCUUCAAUAAACCUCAUGUUCUCAGUUA